This is a messenger RNA of Plasmodium yoelii, 1401 nucleotides long. RefSeq lists its product as uncharacterized. The record is from RefSeq and is a predicted model, not a curated record. The transcript has 2 exons. NCBI's taxonomy places the organism in Eukaryota, Apicomplexa, Aconoidasida, Haemosporida, Plasmodiidae. The coding region runs from base 1 to 1401 and encodes 466 amino acids.
AUGAAAAAAAAUGUGAAGACAGUAGAAAGGAGGAGUGGUAAGGAUGAAAAAAAAAAUACAAGUAAAAAGCGAAAUACUUCGAAAGAUCAUGGUCAUAAUAAAUUAAAAAAUAAUGCCAAAGAAAAUGAAAAAAAAGAGAAGGAAAAAAAUAGUAAGAAUAAGUCAAUAUACGUGGAAAAGCAAUCGAACCCAACGGACAACAAAUUGCAGGCACGUUUAGAAAAGGAUCCCCCCAAAAAAGCAGAAAAAGGUGGGGGAAAAAGUGGGAAAAACAGUGUAGAAAAAGGUGCAGAAAAAAGUGUAGAAAAAAGUAGGAAAAAAAGUGUAGAAAAAAAAGCGGAUAAAAGAUAUUCCCGAGAUGAAGGGAAAGUUGAAAAGAAUAGAAAUGUAAAUUUUAAACAUUAUGAAACUGGAAAAAAAAAAGGGAAAUUUUUAUGUUGUUUUUGUUGUGGAGGUAAUGAAGAAGAAUUAGGCGAACUACAAGUUGGAUAUGAAGAUGAUGAUUAUGAAUUAAAACUAUUGAAUAAGAAAAGACAAUUAUUGGAAGAAGAUGAAGAAGAAACAAAACGAUUAAAGAUGUUAGAGGAAGAAGAGGAAGAAAAAAGACGAUUAAAAAUGUUAGAGGAAGAAGAGGAAAAUAAAAGAUUAUUAAAACUGAUAGAAGAAAAAGAAGAAGAAAAAAGAGAAUUACAAAUUGGGGAGGAAGAAAAAGAAGAAGAAGAUGAAAUAAUAUCCCCGAAAAAAAAAGGUACUCUUCUAAUAAAUAAAGAUAUGAAAGGUAAAUUAUUUACUAAAAAAAAAGCAAAAUUAAAUUUUCUUGGAGCAGCAGCUGCACCUAGCCCACCCGAAGAAAAAUAUUGUAUAGGCCCUCCACCAGAAGUAAGAAAAACAAAAAUAAAUUUAAAUAAAGGUAUAUAUUUAAUUUAUAAUAAUGAAAAUAAUGGUCAACUAGAAAUACAUUAUUCUAAAGAUGGAAUUGAAGGACGUGGAGUAUUAGCAUAUAUAUCAUCAGAAAUAAUUCCUGAUUUUUAUUUUGAUACAAAACAUUCCAAACAAAUUAUAUUAAAAAAUAUUUCUAUAAAAAUGACAAGUAUAUAUUAUAAUGAUUUAAAACCUUAUUAUGAAUGUUAUAUAGAAUUUAUAAAAUUAAAAAAAAAAUUUAAUGGAACUUUAUAUUUUCUACCUGCUUUUGAGUCUCAACCUCCUCCUCAAUUAGACAUUAUUUUUUUUGAUACCCGAGAAAAAAAGCUAAACUAUGCCCCUAUAGAGAAACCGGUCGAAUUCGCUGGAGAUAUUAUUUUUGUUAUACAGAAAGGGUUGGACAUAUUUAAAGAAGAAGUCGAAAUUGAUAAAUUGUGUAACUAUAUGAAAUGUUAUGGGGCUUUGUUAAAUUUGUCUUAA